CGUCGUCCACAUAGAUCUGUUUCUAUGGUAAUCAAAUUUUGCAUUUUGUUUCCAGACUACUGGCCCCGUUUCAUGAUCCAGCUGAACUUCAAAUCGCAACUGACAUAUGAGGUUGUCCAUGAUUUGUUGGUGUGGUGGCUUCUUAUAGCAGCAGUUUGCACACUUUAGCUGAAGAUGGACCUACCUGUCGGAGGGAUAAAUGCCCUUGCUGAGCUUCUGAAACCUUCCGACCAAGGAGAGAGUGAUGAUGAUGACAAGCCAGUAACAGCUUCAGCUAAACUAGGUCCGGGAGCAAUUGGUCAAACUGCCAAGACUCAAGCUGCACCAAAACAACCUCCGAAGAAGGAGACCAAAGAUAUCUGGGAUGCAGAGGAGGUGUCAGAAGGAGCAGAAUAUGAGGACAUUGAUGACCCUCGGCUUCAACCAGAAUAUGACAUCAUUUUCAAGCAAGCAGUAACAACAGAGGAUAUGUUCCUACAGAUGAGCAACAAGACACCUAGUUCUGUCAGCUGUGAAGACAUGGUGAUAAAAAUAAUUUUGCCCAACACAAAGAUGGCUGAUGUCGAUCUGGAUCUUAAAGACAAAUUUCUCAGCUGUAGAACACCAAAAUACAAGCUUGGCCUUCACUUACCACAUCCUGUGGACAGCAAGAACGGGAAAGCGCAGUGGAUCAGUGACAAAGAGACGCUUGUGGUGACAUGCAGGAUGGUGCGAGAGUAUGACUUCCUUACCACCUGACCAAGAGAGGGUGCCCUCUUAAGAUUGAUGGAGGGUGCACAGUCAGUGUUUUGAUGUUUGAAUCUGACGGAACACAGUUCAGUCUUCCUCUCUACAGAGUGUGGUUUGAAUAACUACGAUGGCAGGGUAUCCUCUUGCUGUCCAAUUUUCAGUCUGGUCACCCUUUUUUAAUUUUCAUAAAUUACGGACCAAGCAUGUUUGAAGACGUGAAGAACUCCGCAUAACAUAAUCUGAAUUCUGCCCCAUCGUGUCACAAGUCAAGGAAGGGU
This is a messenger RNA of Acanthaster planci (crown-of-thorns starfish), 1007 nucleotides long. It is a transcript of the gene dnaaf6, whose product is annotated as dynein axonemal assembly factor 6. Gene Ontology annotation, biological process: axonemal dynein complex assembly. The record is from RefSeq and is a predicted model, not a curated record. NCBI's taxonomy places the organism in Eukaryota, Metazoa, Echinodermata, Asteroidea, Valvatida, Acanthasteridae. Gene Ontology annotation, molecular function: protein-folding chaperone binding; dynein intermediate chain binding. Gene Ontology annotation, cellular component: cytoplasm.